Messenger RNA from Alternaria atra, 924 nucleotides. RefSeq lists its product as uncharacterized. The transcript has 2 exons. Gene Ontology annotation, cellular component: mitochondrion. The record is from RefSeq and is a predicted model, not a curated record. The coding region runs from base 1 to 924 and encodes 307 amino acids. Lineage: Eukaryota; Fungi; Ascomycota; Dothideomycetes; Pleosporales; Pleosporaceae.
AUGUCCGUCCCAUUCCGUCGUGCAGUGUUAUCUGCUAUUUCCAGGGACAGUGCGACAGGCUGCCCUUGUCGCCAUGUCUCGCGCUCAAGGAAUUGGCGCAUACAAGAACAAGUGCGAUGUUUAAGCACCACCCCAAAUCUACAAUCAGGCCACUCCAAGUGGGCGACUAUUAAACACGACAAAGCUAAGAAUGAUGCUGGCAAAUCCAAGCAACGGUCUCUCAUGACCCGCGACAUUACCAACGCCGUCAAGCUCGCCGGCCCAAACCCCGACUUGAACCCCCGCCUCGCCCUCGCAAUCUCCACCGCGAAGAAGUCCGCCGUGCCAAAAGCCUCGAUAGAAGCCGCCAUAGCCCGUGGACAAGGUCUUUCUGCAUCAGGUGCCGCUCUCGAAAACCUUAUGCUGGAAGCCAUUCUACCACCCUCCAUUGCCACGAUAGUAGAAUGCCAGACAGACAACAAGCUGCGCACCCUAGCUGACCUUCGACUCCUCGUAAAAGAAGCCGGUGGCAGCGUCUCAACGGUUGCCUUCAUGUUUGAAAAGAAAGGACGGAUAAUAUUACGGAAGAAAGAUGGUGUGGGCGUAGAUGAGGUGCUGGAGCCAGCUCUAGAAGCUGGCGUGCUGGACGUAGACGAGGACGCCGAGGGUCGAGUCGUACUAUAUACGGAGCCUGCGUUGACAAACAAGACGGCCGAAAAGCUGGCAAAGGAGCUAGAUCUAGAGAUCGAGGAGAGCGAAAUUAUCUAUGACCCUAAUGAGGACACCAAGGUGCCCUUGGAGGAUGAGGGCGCGGCUAAAGAGUUGGGCAGCUUCUUGGAUGAGCUGCAAGAAGUGCAGGGUGUACAAGGAGUGUAUAUGAACUGGACAAAGGGUAGCAUAGGAGACGAUGUCUGGGAGGAGUUGAGAGGCAAGGUCACUGCGUGA